UAAAUAAACAUUUAUUUUAGGACUUCUUUGCUUACGAAGCUAAUAAGCACUGCCUUUGAAACUUAUUUUCCUAAUAAUAACAAUUAAGUUCCAACUGUGAACACUGAACAUCUAUAAUUACCUACCUAGUGCCUUUCGUAAGCGCCUUCAUACCUAAAUAAUAAUUUAUUUAUGGUCUUCUUUGCUUACGAACCUAAUAAGCACCUAUCUUUAAAUUUUAUUUGGUUUAAAACAACAGUUAAAUGCCAAACUUGUUAAAAUAUACCUAAGUAACUACUUACUUAUUUUGUUUUACGCCUCAUUUGCAAGGCUUAGAUCCAUUUUACUCAUUCUUUAUUUAAAUUGCUAUUUACAUGCAAACAUUAACGCAAUUAUAAGUAAAUUAAACCUAAAACUCAAUUCUAUCUACCUACUUAUUUUAUUGUUUACGAGUUACGACUACAGUGUUGCGUCAUAUCAAUUUCAGCGAUUCAGCGCUUCCUUUCGAACAACGUCUACGCGUACGGUGCAUCUACAAGCGCGCUUGCAGCGGCUGAAUUUGCAUCGUGCGACCUUGAUCGUAGCCGCGAGCCUGCCUCUCACCGGCCGGCUCGAGUCAACGCAUCGAAGUAUAGGAGCGUAUCGUACCUACCAUUUUUAUAUUUUAUUAAUAACACAGUAACACUACUUAAUUAAAAUGUCGCUAAGCGAACAGAGUCUUGAUACUAACCUAAGAGAAUUAACAGCGAAACGUAGCUCAUUUAAAGGCCGACUCACUAAGUUUAAAAAUAACUUAGACGUUUUGUCUAGUUGCAAGUCGAUUUCGCCAGUCGAAGUCAGCAAAUUAUCAAUUAAAUUAAGUCGAUUUGAAACAUUGUUUACGGAUUUCGAUGAGCUACAAACGCAAAUAGAGGUUCUUAAUGUAGAAAACCUAGACGCGGAAUUAAAUAUUCGCGAAACUAUUGAGCAAGACUUUUGCUAUUGCAUCGCGACUGCCCAGCAAUUAAUUGAUACGAAUUCUACUCCAAAGAAACAAAAUAAUUCAUCGCAUUCUUGUCAUGAUCACGACGAAUGCGACGGGUUGUUGGGUUUUAAGUUACCAACUAUUAAAAUUUCAAACUUUGAUGGUUCUUAUUACAAAUGGCUGGAAUUUAAGGACACCUUUGUGUCUCUAGUCCAUGAUAAUACUAGAAUAAAAGAUAUACACAAGUUUUAUUAUUUGAAUUCAUACCUAGAAGGAGAGGCCGCCCGCGUGAUAAGUAAUUUGGAAGUAAGUGAUAAAAAUUAUAGUAAGGCAUGGCAGCUUCUCUGCGAGCGUUAUGAUAAUAAGCGCCAAUUGAUAAAUAAUCACUUAAAGGCUUUGCUCAGUGUAGAUACGGUUCGCGAAACCGAAAAAUCUUUUCGUUUUAUUAUAGACCAUGUCACUAAAAACUUGCGUGCCCUUCACACAUUAGGGUUGCCUACUGAAAGUUGGGACAUGCUUAUAAUUUUUCUUAUUUCCCAAAAGCUAGACCCCACCACAAGUUUGAAGUGGGAAGAAAGCAGAAGCUCAUUGAAGGACAUCCCUACACUAGAUGAUUUCUUCCAAUUUCUAAAAAAUAGGGCAGAUGUAUUUGAAACAAUUAAAAGUAAACGUCGCAGUUCCAUAGAACCCUCACCAAAGGGUAAAAGGGAGUUUACUAAAUCCUUCUCAGCGACCAGUUCACCUUCUAAAUCUAAAGUUAAUUUUGUCUGUCCAGUUUGUAAAGGUAAACAUCGUAUUUACGAGUGCUUGACCUUCAAGAAUAAAUCUCCAGAAGAUAGAUCUGCACUCGUAUCUUCUCUAAAUCUUUGCCGGAAUUGCCUCCGCAAGGAUCACACCGUGGACCAGUGCCGCCUGCCUGGUGGUGGCUGUAAGACCUGUAACCAACGGCACAAUUCCCUGAUCCACGUUAACGUCUCCGAAAGUGAAGAAGAACCAGCACUAGAGACUGUUACCAUGUCAUCCACGUCGGUGACUGAAGUUCUACUAUGCACCGCACUAGUUGAUUUGUUUAAUCCGACCACUAAUGAAAAGGUCACAGUGCGUGCUCUUCUUGACAGCGGAAGCCAGUCCUCAUUCUUGACCACAGCUGUCAAACAAAGUCUUGGCUUACCUUCUCAAAAAAUCGGUACCAAGAUCAUUGGUAUCGGUGACACCAAACUAAAUGUUUUAUCAGAACGAUGUUUAGUCCACAUUAAAUCAAAACAUUCCUCUUUCAAUACGACUAUAUCUUGUUUAGUUUUACCUAAGCUUACAGGUCAACUGCCUAAGAUUACCUUCGAUAUUACAAGAUUGAAUAUUUCCAAUUUUCAGCUGGCGGAUCCAACAUUUAACAUUCCCUCUGACAUUGAUGUUAUUCUGGGCGCAGAGCUGUUCUGGUGUAUCAUUGGCACUGAACAGCAUUCUCUUGGUGAGCCCUACCCUAUUUUGCGUAGCUCCAAGUUAGGAUGGCUAAUAGCUGGUCCUAUAGGCCCUAGUAUAAAGGCACAUAAAUCUAAUCCUGCUCAAGAAACUUCUUGCAACUUUGUUAGUUGCGACUCAGAUUUAUCUAACGAAAUUACAAAUUAUUGGGAACUUGAGAAAGUGCCCACUAAGACCAUCUAUAAAGAAGAGGAGCAUCUUUGCGAACAGCAUUUUCUCCAAAACACUUACCGCUGUGAUGAUGGCCAUUUUUGCGUAAAAAUCCCGCUUCGUUGUGACAAGGAUUGUUUAGGGAAUUCUUAUGCAUUGGCAGGAAGAAGUAUUUUUAACCUUGAAGGGCGCUUCAGUAAACAGCCUUUACUCAAGCAAUCAUAUGUAGAAUUCAUGAGGGAGUAUGCAGACCUUAAGCAUUUAUCUGUAUACGACAAACCCCUAUCAGAAUCUUCAUUUUAUCUGCCUCAUCAUCCAGUUCUUCUAAAACUAACCAGUAAAUUGACUAUCACUGAAAUUUCUGAACUUAAUUCCCAUGCCCCUACAUCGCAGAACCCAGCUUAUUUAGUUAUACGUGGUGUGCAGCCCUCUUGCGUGAAUCAAUGUAAGUUAUGGGGGCAUGGACCAACUUACCUUUUAGAACCAGAAGCGUCUUGGCCCGCACAAGAACAUAGAAUUAAAAACCUACCUGAAAUCAAAGCACUCGCAGUGGAGGCCCAGGAACCUUUCUUUGAUUUAACUAGAAUUUCAAGAUUUCCUAUUUUACAACGCAUUUAUGCCUGGGUGCUUCGAUGUAUCAAUAACGUAAGAAAGUCCAAAAAUAGGUUGACUGGUCUAUUGCAAUCUUCCGAACUUGAUAAUUCUAUGUGUGCUCCAGUGAAGAUUUCACAAGGUCAGUCUUUUGCAAACGAAUUGACACUUUUGUCUAGCAAUAAGCAGUUUAAAGCAAGUUCACUUCUGUCUUCAUUGGACACCGUUAUUGAUGCAAAGGGUAUACUCCGCGUAGGUGGCCGUCUUUCUAUGUCCGAUUUUAAUUGCGACAAAAAAUGUCCAAUUUUAUUAUAUGCUGAUAGUCAUCUAACUAAGAUUUUAUUUCAUAACGAGCGUGAUCGUCUAAAAUCUGGGGAGUUUCAAGACUCUGUACAAAACUUUGUAUCCAAACAGAAUAUUGAGUUUGAGUUCUCCCUCGUAUACGCUCUUAACUUCAGUGGUUUGUGGGAGGCCGGCACAAAGGCAACCAAAUUUCAUCCAAAAAGAGUAAUGUGCACAUCCAACUUAACUUUCGAGGAAUUAUCUUCAUUGUUUGCACAGGUUGAGUCAAUCCUCAACAGCCGGCCCCUCUGUCCUCUCAGUCCUUCCCCCAAUGAUCUCCAGUGUCUCACACCCGGGCACUUUCUGAUUGGCAGGCCACUCAUGUCCUUGCCGAGUCCACCUCUACUAGAAAUCAACACCAACCGACUCGACCGAUUUCAACGGCUGGAGCAGGCGCACCAGCACUUUUGGAAACGAUGGGCUAACGUUUAUGUGGCCGAACUACAACAGCGCACGAAGUGGCGUACAAGGUGUGCCACAUUGAAGGUACACGACCUAGUUUUGCUGAAGGAGCCAAGCGCGCCUUCGCUCUGCUGGCGCCUUGGCAGAGUGACACAACUGCAUCCCGGCGCUGAUGGCGUGCCCCGCGUUGCAGACAUCUCCACCGCUCAGGGCAUUGUGCGACGGGCCCUUAACGGAUCUGCCUGUUGCCAACUUCUUUCUCUUGAAAGGAUCUUUCAAGGGCCGGGAGGAUGUUCGCGCCGCUAGGAUCGCGUCGUGGUGUGUGUGUGUGUGUGUGUGUG
Molecule: messenger RNA, 4248 nt
Organism: Maniola jurtina (meadow brown)
Lineage: Eukaryota; Metazoa; Arthropoda; Insecta; Lepidoptera; Nymphalidae
Exons: 4
Coding region: 677-4213 (1178 amino acids)
Source: RefSeq, a predicted model, not a curated record